Molecule: messenger RNA, 1116 nt
Organism: Geosmithia morbida
Lineage: Eukaryota; Fungi; Ascomycota; Sordariomycetes; Hypocreales; Bionectriaceae
Exons: 2
Coding region: 1-1116 (371 amino acids)
Source: RefSeq, a predicted model, not a curated record
AUGUCCUCACCGCAAACCCCGCGAGGCUCGCGACACUCAUCUACUGUCGACGCAUAUAAUGACUCACCCCAAGAGAGGCGACCGUACAACGACGCCAGCAUGGGCCACCGCAGCAGCAGCUUCAACCAGCAAGGCACUCUCGAUAUGAAUGAGCUCGGGAGCGGUGGUGCAGAGGGAGGAAAUGGCAUGGGUAACCUGGCCGACGAGCUUGCUGAUGCCUUUUCAGACUCUGGGGACGACGGUGCUGAGGACGAUGAGGACAAUGGGAACGUUUCUGAAGGAUCCGAUGGCCAGAACUCGGGACAAGAUGGCGUCCCGUCACCUAACAAGAUAUCGAGAGACCGCGAGGACAGCUUGUCGGUCCCACCGACCCGGCGGAAAGGCCAUCAGUAUAAGAAGAGUGCAUACGAUGGCAGUGACUAUGGCUCAGAGUCCGAUCUGGACUCUUCCGGCAUGGCACCCAGCUUUGUGGCCAAGGUGGAUGCCAUCGAGUCUCUAGCAAGGCGGGGCACAGAGAACUACGGCGGGGAGACAGAUGAUGUCGUCAAACGCGUUACGGAGGCACUCAGACACCUCGGGUCUCAGUCUACUGUCGAGGGCAGCGCCUCAAGAUUGAUCACGGCGCACUCUGCCCUCACGACGCACCUCACUCACCAGACCAGGCAAAUGCACGGUCUCACUUUCCCCAUAUUGUCGCAUAUGACGGCGGCGCCGGACCCAAAGGCUAUUGAAGAGCUGGUUCCCCUGUUGGUCUCUUUGUCCGACGAAAUGGCACGUCCAUCAACAGCAGCGUUGGACUCACUGUCGGGCCUGCACGCAAUUACCGCAGACCUGGUACAGACUCUGAAUUACCUGUCCGACACGCUGCACAUGUCUCGCCAGACUACCGCUACGGCGACGCGGCGUCUGAAGAGCGCUAAGGAACUGGUGGCAGAGGUGAGGAGAGAUGACGAGCUGCGUGAAGAAGGUGAGCUGUGGCUCACCCGGGGCAACUGGGGAGAGCGUCUGCAGAAGAGGGAAUGCGCUGGUGUUUGCGGAGAGGUGAUCGGAGGCUUCGAGGAGGUCUGCAACAGUUGGCGGGAGCGCCUUCUUGCCCAAGCCGAGUCUCAGGCAUAA